Messenger RNA from Neocloeon triangulifer, 2031 nucleotides. RefSeq names its product zinc finger protein 423 homolog. Lineage: Eukaryota; Metazoa; Arthropoda; Insecta; Ephemeroptera; Baetidae. Gene Ontology annotation, cellular component: nucleus. The transcript is spliced from 3 exons. Gene Ontology annotation, molecular function: DNA-binding transcription factor activity, RNA polymerase II-specific; RNA polymerase II transcription regulatory region sequence-specific DNA binding. Bases 89 to 1582 code for a protein of 497 amino acids. Gene Ontology annotation, biological process: regulation of transcription by RNA polymerase II. The record is from RefSeq and is a predicted model, not a curated record.
GAUUGCCCUGGAGCAACAAGCCCUGGAGGAUUAAGAAAUCUAACAAUGCAAGCAAGCAGCAAGGUAGAUGUAAACAAAAACAUCACAUAUGCGUCCUGAAUUGUGCCGUCUUUGCGAGCGGCCAGCGGCCGACGGCGGCCAUCGGGCGACAGAGUUGGACUUGGACAAGCUGACCAAGUGGUGUUUGGUCAACUUGGGCACAACUUUGACCGGCGGAGUGAAGGACGACGACUUCUUUUGCUGUUUCUGCGUUUGGGACGCAAAAUUUCAAUUUGAGAAUGAAGCUCAAAAUUCAAAUGGAAAUAAUGAUCUUCAAUGGUGGCCUUCUGUUGAUCCAGGAAACAAUAAGAUUUUGUUUGAAACAUACUCAAAGGGUCUUGUGCAACAGAGUUGGGUGUCAUUGGAGAAGAUAAAACUUAACAAUCCAGAGAGCGAAGAGUCGGUUUUGAAAGAAGAAAACCGCGGACAAAAAUGUGUAUACUGCAGGAAAACUUUUAAACAGUUAUUUUAUCAUAUAAAAAGAAAUCAUGCGGAUAUUGCGAUUAGAUGCAACUACAAUAAACAUUGUGUCACUUACUACAAAAGCUACAAGCUUAGAGAUGCCCACAUUAAAGAGGUUCACUUAAAACCAAAAGUAAAAAGAAUCAUGGACUGCAUUUAUUGCCCAAAAAGGAACUUGCAGCUGCGAAAUUUAUACACGCACAUGCGAGAAAAUCAUUCCAAAAUUGCUAUUAGAUGUAAAGUGCCAAAUUGUGUAAUUUAUUUCUUGACAAAGGAGGAGCUGGAAGUUCACACGAAGGAAAAGCACAGAAAUUUAGAAAAACGCCUAAUUUUUAAAUGUUCAGAGUGUGCGUUCAAAGCUCCAUGUGGCAUCAAUUUGUCUAAUCAUUUGGCAACUGUGCACCAAAUAGGGGUAAAAUUAAUUCAGUGUGAAAAGUGCCCUUCCACUUUUGUAAGCGAUCUUGGCUACAGAAGGCAUGUUUAUACCAGACAUAAUUUUAAAACAUGCCUUCAUUGCAAUACAGAAGUUUUAAUGCUGUCUUUUGCUCAACAUACCACUGCAGUUAAAUGCUUGAAAUGUGAGCUUGAUUUUAAUUGCCGUGGUUUGCUCAAGAGUCACAAACAGAAACACCACAGCCAUAAUUUCAAAGCUGUGUCUCAGAAUUCUAACUUUUUGUUUAGAAGGUACAAACGAAAAAUGUACAAGUGUGUUAUCGACAAAACUAACAGGGAAAUAUUUCAGUGCAAACUCUGCCCCAGCUCGUUUUUGUCAGUUAUUGGUCACCAAAGGCAUUUUAAAAGUAUUCACCUCAGUUAUAAAUAUAGGUGUGGCCACUGUAGUGCAGAAUAUUGGGGCAGGGAUAAUAUGAAAAAUCACCUAUCGAUGAAGCACGACCUCAUCGACAAAAAUUAUAAGUGUGAAAAGUGUAAUUUGAGUUUUUUCCUGCUUAAGAAUUUCAGAGAACACCAGCAAAAGACAAAAUUUAACUGCCAGAAUACAGUGAAAUGUGGAGUUUGCAAAGAAUUAGUAUAUCGACCAACCCUAUCAAAGCACAUGCUCAUUGAACAUGGCGCUGCGUAAGCACCAUAUGUUAAAUAUUUGUGACCUUUAUUUGAUUUCGGCUGAUAAACUUAAGAAAAAUUGUAGUAAAAAUCUUUUUACAUUAGUUCAUGUAUAAUCCUUUGUUGUUAUAUUCAUUUUAUACAUUUAGUAGAAGUAAAGAGAUUCAAGAUCUAUCUUUUGCCUCAAUAAUAAUAUAAAAAAUAACAAAAGCUCCUCUAAUUUCAGUACAUGAUUUUGCAAAAUAAAUUAUAAUUUGUAUUUUUAAUAAAUAAUUUUUUAAAUCGUUUAAAUCUCAUUAACAUGAAUUUUAAUUACCAUAAAUUUUAAAUGCCCGAAUUAUCUUUUAAAUAAUUGUAUAACUAAUGUGCACUCUUCUUGUUUGAUGUAAAAGUUUUGGCUGUGUAUAAGCAACAGUUUUACUCUCAUUGUAAGAUGAGACACAGCGGUGUUAAAUUGGAAAUUUCAGU